UCAUAAACCCUGAAACCCUAAAUUCCUACACAAUCACCAUUUUGCAGCAUCGAACGAAAACCCUACUCUCGUUGCAUUCGAUCUCGUUUCUUCAAGAGUGUGAAAAUGUCGGUGGGAGAGGUUGCUUGUAGCUACUCACUCAUGAUCCUUCAUGAUGAUAACAUCGCCGUCACUGGUGAGAAAAUCUCAACUUUGUUGAAAGCUGCAAAUGUUAAUGUUGAAGCUUACUGGCCAAGCUUAUUCGCCAAACUUGCCGAGAAGAAAAACCUUGAUGAUUUGAUAUUGAAUGCUGCUGGAGGUGGGGCUCCCGUUUCUGUUUCAGCCCCAGUUGCUGCUGCUGCCACCACUGCAGUUGCUGCUCCAACUGAGGAAAAGAAGGAAGAACCAAAGGAAGAGAGUGACGAAGACAUGGGAUUCAGCUUGUUUGAUUAAGAGCAUUUCUUGCAUGAUCUGGUUAUCUAAUUUUUGUACUUGGUUAUUUAGUGGAUCUCAAUUUUGUUUUGUUUGCAUAAUUAGGUCAAGAUUUUGUCAUGCUUUUAAUGUUAGAAUUUGAGUUUGAGUUGGUAUCGAUUUUUCAAAGAACUAAAGAAUGACAAGUUAUUUCUUUUGUUAAUGUGUGCCUCCUGCACUGGUUUGUGAAAAUUUUUUAAUGUCUACAGUUCUCAAUUUCUA
Trifolium pratense (red clover) is the source of this 672-nucleotide messenger RNA. RefSeq names its product 60S acidic ribosomal protein P1-2. Lineage: Eukaryota; Viridiplantae; Streptophyta; Magnoliopsida; Fabales; Fabaceae. Bases 106 to 432 code for a protein of 108 amino acids. Gene Ontology annotation, molecular function: structural constituent of ribosome; ribonucleoprotein complex binding; protein kinase activator activity. Gene Ontology annotation, biological process: translational elongation; cytoplasmic translation. The transcript has 4 exons. Gene Ontology annotation, cellular component: cytosolic large ribosomal subunit; ribosome. The record is from RefSeq and is a predicted model, not a curated record.